Molecule: messenger RNA, 4898 nt
Organism: Polypterus senegalus (gray bichir)
Lineage: Eukaryota; Metazoa; Chordata; Cladistia; Polypteriformes; Polypteridae
Gene: ano3
Product: anoctamin 3
Exons: 27
Coding region: 120-3263 (1047 amino acids)
Biological process (GO): chloride transmembrane transport
Cellular component (GO): plasma membrane
Molecular function (GO): chloride channel activity; protein dimerization activity
Source: RefSeq, a predicted model, not a curated record
CCGCAAUUUCCAAAGGGAUUCACUUCUUCGUGGAGUUCUGGAAACCUGUUGUGUCAUGUAGUCUUUGCGCUGCGACGGAGAUCAUUUGCUACAUACUGUGCAGGACACAGAGGCCAGUCAUGGAUGUUGAACUUGACAGCAUAUCUUCGGAAAGCACCCCUUUGUCCGGCCACCUAGACGCCGAGACCAACGAGGUUACCUUUGAAAGCCGGAGCGUGCACUGCCAGAUGUUUGAACAAGAAGAUAUCUACAGCCAACAAAAAAAGUCCUCCUCUCCGCCUGUUCUGGAUAGCAUUGGCCAUAGUGACAGUCAUCACCCUCUUCUGGAACCUGUCAUUCUGCAGCAUUCUGCAUCUUGGACGUCUUCAUUGUACAGUGAUCCAAAGGCUUCCGAGCCUGGCCAGCAAUACACCACAGGUAUGCAUACAAGCAUAAGUCAGAUAAUUAAAGACAAAACACUGAAGCCAUCCAGAAGAAGUUUGCCAUGCCUUGCUCAGAGUCAGACUCAUCCUCAGAACCUGAACAGAACACUCUCUUUGCAUCCAGCAAAUCAGAUUCAGUCAAAGCCUGUGAGUGCUGGCACAUCCACAGUGAAUGUCCCCUGCAAGAAAGGUGGAGUUAAGGAUGUCUAUAUUGAGGAGCCGGAACACUCGGCAUAUGACUCACGGACAGAUGAGUCUCUUCUAAUCCAAAAAACACCAAAUCAUCCCAAACUUGAAGCUCGCACAGAGUCAUUGCAGGAAAACAAUUUUUCUGUACCGUCAAGCUUAUUAUUCCGAGAUGGUAAGAAGAGAAUUGACUACAUAUUAGUUUAUAAAAAAUCCAGCCUUCAAGUCGAGAAACGGUGCACCUUUGAGAGGAACCUUAGGGCAGAAGGCUUGAUGUUGGAGAAAGAGCCAUCACUGACAAAUGGGGACAUCAUGUUUGUAAAGAUUCAUGCUCCCUGGGAGACACUGUGCAAGUAUGCUGAGCAGAUGAACAUCCGGAUGCCUUUCAGAAAGAAGUGUUAUUUUACUGACUGGAAGAGCAAAUCCAUGGGCAGGUGUCAGCGUCACAUGCGACAACUAAAGAGUUGGCUGCCAAAAAAUCCCAUGAAGCUAGACAAGGAAGCUUUGCCAGACCUUGAGGAAACAGACUGUUACACCGCACCAUUUUGCCAGGCCCGCAUGCAUCACUUCACUAUCAACAACAAAGAAACAUUUUUUAGUAAUUCAACAAGGAGUCGAAUUGUCCACCAUGUGCUACAGAGAACUAAAUAUGAAGAUGGUAAAUCAAAAAUGGGAAUCAACCGUUUGCUGGGUAAUGGAACCUAUGAAGCUGCUUUUCCACCACAUGAGGGCAGCUAUAAAAGUAGACAUCCAAUCAAAACACAUGGUGCUCAGAACCACCGACAUCUGUUGUAUGAGAGAUGGGCACGAUGGGGUAUGUGGUACAAGUAUCAGCCUUUAGAUUUAAUAAGACGAUACUUUGGAGAGAAGAUUGGCCUAUACUUUGCUUGGCUUGGUUGGUAUACUGGGAUGCUGAUUCCUGCUGCCCUUGUUGGCCUGUUUGUUUUUCUUUAUGGCUUAUUCACAAUGGACUCUAGUCAGGUCAGCAGGGAGAUUUGUGAUGCCAAUGACACCAUUAUGUGUCCAAUGUGUGAAAAGAACUGCUCCUCUUGGAAACUUAGCGACAGCUGCAUUUAUGCAAAGGUGACUCAUCUCUUUGAUAAUGGAGGGACAGUGUUUUUUGCAAUCUUUAUGGCAAUAUGGGCAACGGUGUUCUUAGAGUUCUGGAAGAGGCGGCGAGCAGAGCUUACUUAUGAUUGGGAUCUGAUUGACUGGGAGGAGGAAGAGGAAGAGCUGCGCCCACAGUUUGAAGCCAAGUAUUCAAAGAUGGAGAGAGUUAACCCCAUCUCUGGGAAACCUGAGCCAUUCCAGCCUUUCACAGACAAACUGAGUCGCCUGAUGGUGUCUGUCUCUGGAAUCUUCUUCAUGAUCUCCCUUGUUCUCACAGCGGUGUUUGCUGUGGUGGUCUUUCGGCUGGUGGCCAUGGAACAAUUUGUUUCAUUUGAAUGGGAAUUUGUUAAGAAAAACUGGCAAUUUGCAACAUCAGGAACGGGUGUUUGCAUAAAUUUUGUCAUAAUCAUGUCUCUAAAUGUGGUGUAUGAAAAGGUAGCGUAUCUACUCACAAACUUGGAACACCCCCGCACUGAGUCAGAGUGGGAGAAUAGCUUCGCACUCAAAAUGUUUCUGUUCCAGUUUGUGAACUUGAACAGCUCUAUAUUUUACAUUGCUUUCUUUCUUGGCAGGUUUGCUGGCCGCCCUGGAAAAUAUAACAAACUGUUUCAGAGAUGGAGGCUAGAGGAGUGCCAUCCCAGUGGUUGUUUAAUAGACCUUUGUAUGCAAAUGGGAAUCAUUAUGGUUUUAAAACAAUUUUGGAACAAUUUCAUGGAACUCGGCUAUCCGUUAUUACAGAACUGGUGGUCUCGAAGAAAGAUAAAGAAAGGAGGCCAGUGUUUGGAAAACAAAGUUUUAUUACCUCAGUGGGAUAAGGACUGGAACUUGCAGCCUAUGAAUGCUCAUGGCUUGAUGGAUGAAUACCUGGAGAUGGUGUUGCAGUUCGGCUUCACUACCAUUUUUGUGGCUGCUUUCCCCUUGGCUCCCCUGCUUGCACUACUCAACAACAUCAUUGAGAUAAGACUGGACGCCUACAAGUUUGUCACUCAAUGGAGACGGCCAAUGCCAGCAAGAGCCACAGACAUUGGUAUCUGGUAUGGAAUUUUGGAAGGAAUAGGUGUCCUUGCUGUCAUAACAAAUGCAUUUGUAAUUGCCAUUACCUCAGACUACAUCCCUCGAUUUGUCUAUGCUUUCAAGUAUGGCCCGUGUCAAGACCAGGGCUAUAGACAAGAAAAAUGUUUAAAAGGAUAUGUGAACAGCAGCUUGUCUGUAUUCAAUAUGGCGGAGCUUGGCAAUGGGUACACAGGAUACUGUAGAUAUCGUGACUACAGGGCACCACCAUGGAGCUCUGCUCCUUAUGAUUUCACACUACAGUUUUGGCAUGUGUUAGCAGCUAGGCUCGCCUUCAUCAUUGUAUUUGAGCACCUGGUGUUUGGUAUUAAAUCUUUCAUUGCCUACUUAAUUCCGGAUAUGCCUAAGGACCUCUGUGACCGCAUGAGGCGAGAAAAAUAUCUAGUCCAGGAGAUGAUGUAUGAAGCAGAGCUGGAACACCUUCAAAAAGAGAGGAAGAAAAAUGGCAAACGAUAUCAUCAUGAAUGGCCUUAGUCAAGACAUGCCAAUGUUUUUGCCAUAUGAAAGCUGAAUAAUUUGACAGAGAGAGUGCAUCCAGGGUUGUUGGGAAAAGGAUGGAAGGAGGACUUGCCACUGCUGCUUUCUUGUUCUGAGAAUAAAAACCCUUGCAGAUCAGCAAGCAGCAGUCAAAGAGUUGAAAAAAAAAAGUGUAGCGUAAAGUUGUGUUUUACUGCUUUGAUCCGACAAGCCAAACUGAAUGCUAAAUGCUUGUGAGACAAAAAAUGUAAUGCUCACAUAGCUUAUUUUAAUAUUUACUAUGCAGAACCAUCUCUGUGCUUUACCACAGUGAUGUCUUUCUCCCAUGCAAAUAAUGCCUAAAAAAAUUUCUGUCCUUAAUCUUUUGCCACCAUUCUAACUCGCCCUAACCAUGCAGAGCUGAAAGGUUGUGAUUUGCUACAAAUUUCAUAUGGUCCUUCCUUGACGCUAAUAGCCUUUUGUUUCAAGGCUUCACAGACUGAGCAAGUGCAUGCAGCAGAAUGUCAUCUAGAGCUCUGGUUGUGGUGAUGUACAUCCCACCCUUUUGAAGUGGGGACUCAAAGCAUGCAGGUAUUUAUUACAUGCAGUAUUGUUUUAUUCUGCUUCCGUUCAGGCACUUAAGCUAAACAAGCAUUCUUUAAGCAAUGAAAGAGGACAUCUCAUGAGCAAUGAAUGCUUCACUUUAAAAGAGAGUGAGAUGGCUCUCUGAAGUUUAUUUUUUUAUGUGCUAUUUUUCUGCUAUUUGGGAGGCAUGGUGGUUUGGUAAUAUUGCUGAACUGUUACUACUGUUGCUAAUAUUGUAAUAUGAUGCUGUCAGCCAUAUCAGCGUAUUGUUGUACAUCUAGCAGGAAUUAAUGCUAUUAUGUAACAGAUAGUUUUGCAUGAUCAGAGUAUAACUAAGCACAUUACUUUGUAGGCACUUUAAAGCACCAUCUUCUACUUUCAUUUCAACCCUGAAGUGGUCUUUGUCAUUCUCCUCUGAAACAGGGUUACAGCCAGAUGCGGGUUCCCGUAGCCUUGUAAGUAAUAAUAUUCUCAGAUAUGAAUCUAUGCUGCAUUUUAAUUACUAUGGCACCAUAAAAUGACUAUGCACAUGUCCUGCCUGCACUGUAAAAUAAACAGCAGUAGUAUUAGUGUCACUAUGUUUUUCACGCUGAUAAAUAAUACUUAGUGGUUUUGGCUGGCUCAGGACAUUUUUAAAAUUAAAACAGCAGAAAGUAGAAAAAAAGAUAGGUUUAGGAUAGGAAUGUUUUGAAGAAAAAAGUCUGCAUUCUCCAAUGGUAUUCACUGUGAAGAUCAGAAUAAAGAAGAUUUGAAAGGCUUCCUAGCACACAACACAGUUUUUCUUCUACACAGCUGAAGGGUCCCCCAGUAUCAGACUGUGCCAGAUUGCACUUUAUCUUCCAUGUUCAACUAGGCUUCCUCACCCCUGAAGAGGGUGCUGCUGGCUGAGCUUUAUCCUACUGAUUUGGCAUCUUCUGUAUGUCAAGAGCUUAUGCUUUUGAAAAAUGAUUUUAAAAACUGCAAACUUUUGACUGGUUACAUGUUGGUUGAACAUACAUGUAAGAAUUUCACUGCAACAAUAUGACUACUACUACUAGUUUAUUAAAAAUAUAUUAGAACAUUAGAACA